CAGCAAAGUUAAUCAUGUGACUCCUACAAGUACGAAAAGGUCACCACUGCAUGCUUCUCUACCAAGCUUUAGCCUUCAUGAACCUUGGUGCUGUGUUUCUAUCAGAAGGACCCUCCCAGUAUAGUAGGCAACCAUGUUCUCCUGGCUAUCAGGCAACAAGAAACAACGUGAUGUGGCAGACGUCUACAACAAUGUCAUCGAUGGCCUCAAGCAAACAUACCGAAAGAAGCUCCUCCCACUAGAGCGAACGUACCUCUUUGGAGAUUUCCACUCACCAUACAUGAACGAUGGCGACUUCAAUGCCAAACCAAUGGUACUACUAAUCGGUCAAUAUUCCACUGGAAAAACCACUUUUAUUCGUUACCUACUAGAAAAGGAUUUCCCCGGUAUUAGGAUUGGACCUGAACCCACCACCGACCGCUUCAUGGCCAUCAUGCACGGCCCUAAUGAGCAAGUCACUCCUGGAAAUGCUUUAGCUGUCGACCCAACACGACAGUUUGGUGCCUUGCAGUCAUUUGGAAACGCUUUCUUGAGCCGAUUCGAGGCUUCAUUUUUGCCGAAUCCAGUCCUCGAGAGUAUAACCCUCAUUGACACCCCGGGAAUAUUAUCGGGAGAGAAGCAACGAUUACAUCGUGGGUAUGAUUUUGAGGGUGUGCUGGGCUGGUUUGCAGAUCGGGCUGAUAUGAUUAUUCUCCUCUUUGAUGCACACAAGUUAGAUAUCUCUGAUGAAUUUCGAAGAGUCAUCAAUAUCAUCAAGAAGAACCAAACCAAGAUUCGUAUUGUCCUCAACAAAGCGGAUAUGAUCACAACCCAACAGCUCAUGCGUGUGUACGGUGCUCUAAUGUGGUCGCUGGGAAAGGUAUUGGGCACACCGGAAGUCACUAGAGUCUACAUCGGCUCUUUCUGGGACCAGCCCCUUCAUCACGACGAAAACCGAAAGCUUUUCGAAGACGAACAACUCGAUCUUUUUGCCGACAUUCAGAGCCUUCCUCGUACAAAUGCUGUGCGGAAACUCAACGAAAUGAUCAAGCGAGCACGACUAGCGAAAGUUCAAGCGUUCAUCCUCUCUCACUUGAAAGGGGAAAUGCCUUCUCUGUUUGGAAAACAAUCCAAGAAAGAUGCCCUCAUUGAAAGCCUCGACCAAGUGUUCAACGCCAUACACAAGUCUCGUAAUAUCCCUGUUGGGGAUUUCCCCUCCGUGAAAGUCAUGAGAGAAAAACUUGGAGAAUAUGAUUUCACACGAUUUCCGAAACUACAACCACAUUUGCUUGAAAUUGUCGACCAAAUGCUGGCAGUCGAUAUCUCCCAUAUCAUGAAGAUGCUACCAAAAGAAGAAGACAUGAUUAAAGACAAACGAAUUCGUGGUGGCGUGUUUGGACAAACCGACAACGAUCCUUUCUCCACUAAGAGAGAUCUCACGAAAGAAGAUCACCCUGCUACUGAAGAAGGCUGGAUUGUUGCUCAAGAUUCCGCCCGUUACGAUUCUGUGUUUGAGAAGUUGAGACCAGACUUCCAAGGAAAGGUGGCAGGGAACAUUGCUCGUCAAGAAAUGAUGAAAUCCAAACUACCUAACUCCGUCCUCCGUCGAAUCUGGGCCCUCUCCGACAUCGAUAAAGAUGGACUACUAGACAGAGACGAAUUUGCUGUGGCCAUGUUCCUAAUCGACCACAAACUGUCCGGAAAUGACAUCCCCGAGUCACUACCGGAGCGUUUGAUCCCACCCUCCAAACGGAUGGACUUCAGAAGGGACCAUUACCCGAGUGGUGGCAGUGGCGGUGGUGGGCAGGAGUCGAGUGCUAGUUACGGGGGAAGGCGAGAGGACCCAGCUGCUAGUUAUAGUGGCCGGGGGGAGGAGUCUGGCUCUGGUGGAGACAGUUACAGUUACAGGAGAGAAGACCCAGGAGUGGACCGCACUGUGACGAGUAGCAGUCAGAGUUAUCAAGGUCGUGGUGGUCGAUCUAUGGAGGCGUACGAUCCUGAUCAGUAUGAAGGGGGGCUAGGGAACUUUGUGAACUAACUAUCUAACUAACUCUGUUUCGUUCUUGUGUGGAUGUAGUGUGUGUGUGUUGCUAUAGUGAUAAGAUUGUCUGUUUGAUCUAUUUUGAUUGUACAUGUCUUUGUGGAAUUUUCAUUGGUUUGAUCUAUA
Molecule: messenger RNA, 2146 nt
Organism: Halichondria panicea
Lineage: Eukaryota; Metazoa; Porifera; Demospongiae; Suberitida; Halichondriidae
Product: EH domain-containing protein 1-like
Exons: 4
Coding region: 134-2017 (627 amino acids)
Biological process (GO): endosomal transport; endocytosis
Cellular component (GO): cytoplasm; plasma membrane; intracellular membrane-bounded organelle
Molecular function (GO): calcium ion binding; GTP binding; protein binding
Source: RefSeq, a predicted model, not a curated record